This is a messenger RNA of Balaenoptera acutorostrata (minke whale), 546 nucleotides long. RefSeq names its product proteasome assembly chaperone 4 (gene PSMG4). The record is from RefSeq and is a predicted model, not a curated record. Gene Ontology annotation, biological process: proteasome assembly. The coding region runs from base 97 to 468 and encodes 123 amino acids. NCBI's taxonomy places the organism in Eukaryota, Metazoa, Chordata, Mammalia, Artiodactyla, Balaenopteridae. The transcript is spliced from 3 exons.
AGGCGCGCUCGACCUCUCGGCGCUCGCCUGCUCGGGUCUGGCGGCGGCGGCGAGGCUAGACCGGGUCCGGCGCGUGCGGCGAGGCCUCCGGGCGGCAUGGAGGGGCCGGGGGCUGCUGCGCGGGGGAACGUCUCCCUGCACAACUUCAGCGCGAGGCUGUGGGAGCAGCUCGUCCACUUCCACGUCAUGCGGCUGACGGACUCGCUCUUCCUGUGGGUGGGGGCCACGCCGCACCUGCGCAACCUCUCCGUGGCCAUGUGCACCCGCUACGACCCCAUCCCAGUGUCCACUGCCCUCCUUGGGGACAUGUCCGACACGACGUCCACCGGCCUCGCCCAGCGCUUAGCCAGGAAGACCAGCAAACAGGUGUUUGUCAGCUAUAACCUUCCAAACACCGACAGCAGCUUCACGUUGCUGGUAGAAAACAGGAUCAAGGAGGAAAUGGAGGCCUUUCCCGAGAAGUUCUAGCCGAGGCAGCAGCAAGGACGCGGAUGUGCGCACCCGGACGGACGUCUGAAUAAACGCAUGGGGUCUCGCCAGCCGUCA